GGCAUCGGAGGCCUGGCUCACGAAAGCGCCUUAUCCAGAUCGGCUCCCGCGCAGAGGACGACGACGCGGGCCGGCCAUGGCGGCGUCCAUGUCCAAGCUGCUCACCCCACCGCGCUCGCACGCCGCCUCCACCUCGCGGCGCUGCCUCCCUCCCCGCGCGUUAGUGCCAUCCUUUAGUCGGAGCCCGCCAGGCCGUCGACUCGAGCCGCCGCCGCAAAGGUACCAAGAGCUGCUGCCCUGCGCAUGCAGUUUGUGGCCAAGCAGGCGCUUCGCCGCGAGCUGCGCCUCCGCGGACCACGCCGGAGCGACCGGCCUGGCCGGCGCCGCGGCUGAGGAGCGCGACGGCCUGCCGUUUGUCCGGCUGUCUUCAGACAUCCUACGCACAGAGCUGGGAUUGCUCAAGGACGACGCACACACCGCCGCUUCGUCUCUUCUCACAACACCGCCGGUUCUGCGAAAGGGAGGCGGCGACGAGGAUCGGCUCUUGGGAGAGACCCCUGCGUACCCAGCUGCCAUGAACGCUCUGUACGCGGCCUGCCUCGCCGGGAACGUGACCGAGCAGCUGUGGAACUUCACCUGGCCCGCCGCCAUGGCCACGCUCCACCCGAGCCUCCUUCCCGUUGCAGUCCUUGGAUUCUUCACAAAGCUGGUUGUAUUCGCGGCAGGCCCUCUGAUCGGUGAUCUCAUGAGCUCGCUCCCUCGGAUCCCGGCAUACCGAUCUCUCACUGUAAUUCAGAGCGCAGCGCAUUUGUUGUCGGCCGCGAUGAUCACGUACGCGUUCGCGCUUCCUCGAGCUUCCACGGCUCCGGCGCUGUUGCUGCAGCCGUGGUUCGCCGUGCUGGUGGCGUCCACGGCCGUCGACCGGCUCUCCUGCGUCUCGCUCGGUGUCAUCGCCGAGCGAGACCUCGUCGUGCAGCUAGCAGGGGCGGGCAGGCCGAUCGCGCUCGCACAAGCGAACGCGACGCUCAGCAGAGUCGAUCUCCUCUGCGAGACGGCAGGGGCGUCCAUCUUGGCUGUCCUGCUCUCCAGGAACGACCCGCUGACCUGCAUCAGGCUCUCCUGCGCCAUUUCGCUGUGCGCGCUGCCCCUUCUGUUUUUCCUUGGUGGUGCGAUGAAUCAUCUCGCUGACCGCAUCUUCGAUCACUCUACCUCGUGUCCAGUUGAGCUCUCUGAACAUGGGAGCCCGUGUUGUGAUACUGCGUUCCGCAUUGGUAGGAAAGUUGAAGAGUCCUUGGCUACCAUCAGGCGCGGCUGGAGCGAGUACAUCCGGCAGCCGGUCCUCCCGGCGAGCCUCGCCUACGUGCUCGUCUGCUUCAACGUCGCGCUCGCCCCCGGCGCUCUCAUGACCACGUUCCUGAUCCACCAUGGCGUGAGCGCGUCGGUGCUCGGUGCGUUCGGUGGGUCGUCGGCGCUGGUGGGGAUCCUCGCAACGUUCAUGACUCCAAACCUUGUCAAGGAGCUAAGCAUUCUGAAGGCCGGAGCAGCGGGAUUGAUCGCGCAGAGCGUCCUCCUCGGCGCGGCGGUCUUGGUCUACCUCUCCGGCCCCAUCUCACGGCGAGGAGGCGCCCUCUUCGCCUUCCUUGCAUUGAUCGUGGCGUCGAGGCUGGGGCACAUGGCGUACAGCGUCAUCGGGCUGCAGGUGGUGCAGACGGGGAACCCGAUUGGCAAGGCGAAGCUGAUCGGCGCGACGGAGAUCGCCGUGGCCAGCCUCGCCGAGCUCGCCAUGAUGGCCGUGGCCGUGGUCGCCAGGGACGCCGCGCACUUCGGCUUCCUGGCCACGCUCUCCGCGGCGUCCGUGGCCGCGGCCGCUUGCCUGUUCUGCGCAUGGCUGGCGAACCCCUCGGACGAGCUCCGGAGGCUCUUCCCAUGCUGAUGCAUGAGGAUAUGCAAAUUUUUGGUACCACCGCGUUUGGCUCUAUAUUUGUUGUUGGUUCAUGAACUCAUGCUCAUGUUGCUAAAAGCUAUCCCGAGUAGCGCACACUGUUACCGUUGAGAAAGCUCAUGUUCCACAUUAGCGCGUACAGUACUUUGGACUGCUUCAAAUACCAUAUUAAAUCUUAUAUUUA
This is a messenger RNA of Phragmites australis (common reed), 2066 nucleotides long. RefSeq names its product solute carrier family 40 member 3, chloroplastic-like. Gene Ontology annotation, biological process: iron ion transmembrane transport. The record is from RefSeq and is a predicted model, not a curated record. NCBI's taxonomy places the organism in Eukaryota, Viridiplantae, Streptophyta, Magnoliopsida, Poales, Poaceae. Bases 77 to 1873 code for a protein of 598 amino acids. Gene Ontology annotation, molecular function: iron ion transmembrane transporter activity. The transcript is spliced from 12 exons. Gene Ontology annotation, cellular component: membrane.